Lacerta agilis (Sand lizard) is the source of this 2761-nucleotide messenger RNA. It is a transcript of the gene MLXIP, whose product is annotated as MLX interacting protein. Gene Ontology annotation, cellular component: nucleus. The record is from RefSeq and is a predicted model, not a curated record. Lineage: Eukaryota; Metazoa; Chordata; Lepidosauria; Squamata; Lacertidae. The transcript has 15 exons. Gene Ontology annotation, molecular function: DNA-binding transcription factor activity, RNA polymerase II-specific; RNA polymerase II cis-regulatory region sequence-specific DNA binding; protein dimerization activity. Gene Ontology annotation, biological process: regulation of transcription by RNA polymerase II. Bases 70 to 2319 code for a protein of 749 amino acids.
GGCGGGCGGCGGCGGGCGCCGGGCAAGCGGUCGGGCGUCGCGGCGCAGAUCAUCCACUCGGGCCACUUCAUGGUGUCGUCUCCGCACAGCGAGCACCCGCCCAAGAAGGGCUACGACUUCGACACCGUCAACGAGCAGACCUGCCAGACGUACCGCUUCGGCGCGGCCGCGGGGGCCGGCGGGGGAGGCGGCGCGGCGGGCGACGGCGGCGGGGGAGGCCGCCUCAGCAUCGACGCCUCGCUCACGAAGCUCUUCGAGUGCAUGAGCCUCGCCUACAGCGGCAAGUUGGUUUCACCCAAGUGGAAGAAUUUCAAAGGCCUGAAGCUUCAGUGUAGGGAUAAAAUCCGACUCAACAACGCCAUCUGGAGGGCUUGGUACAUUCAGUAUCUGGAGAAGCGGAAGAACCCCGUGUGCCACUUUGUGACGCCCCUGGACGGUUCUGUGGAGGUAGAUGAGCACCGGCGCCCUGAGGCUAUUGCAACAGAAGGGAAGUAUUGGAAGCGGCGGAUAGAAGUAGUAAUCCGAGAGUACCAUAAGUGGAGAACCUACUUCAAAAAAAGGUUGCAAAAACAUAAAGAUGAAGACCUCUCCAGCUUGGUCCGGGAUGAUGACAUGUUCCUCUGGCACAAAGAGACAUACGGCAGGGAAACACCAGUCCCUAUGGAACUGGACUGCCUCUUCAGCACAGACAUGCUUAUGUCGGAGCUGCCAGACACCCUCUUCUCCACACUGUCGUCUCACCAGCCGGUCUCUUGGCCAAAUCCCAGAGAGAUAGCACACUUAGGAAAUGCUGACAUGAUUCAGCCAGGACUCAGCCCUCUCCAACCAAACUGUAUGGAUACUUUUGAGUUUUUUCAAGAUCUUUUCUCUUCCAGUCGUCCUAGUUACUUCAAUGCUACCCCCAUCACUCCUACUGCCAGCUCUGCCCUGGAAGACACCUGCAGCCAUUCUUCCCAGACAUCCGACCUCUCUUCGGGUUCUUUGCCUAACACACUUCCCCCAGUGAACCUCAGUGAAGGGCUUGUCACCACCCCAGUUCCUGCCCCUAUCAUUCCCACUGCAACGGACGUUGGUGCCAACCAGUGCCUUGGCCUGAGGAGUGGGGCGGACUCCUUCCUGCAGCCCUCCAACUUCAAUUCUGAGCCCCCUCUGAGCAGCCAGCCACAGUUCCUGUCUCCAUUCCCGGCUCUGGUGCCGCUCCUGCAGCCAGGUGUGCUGCCCCAGCCGCUGCCGCAGCAGACUGCGAUGCCUCUUAAUGCCAGCAUGGCUUCCCAGGGGUCCAUGUUUGCUGCUUCAGAGGUCCCAAAGUUUGGGCUCUGCAAAUCUUCGGUGAUCACUCACACAGCCUCAGCCACUCCGACGCACAACGUCCCAGCCACCACCUUCAGCCAGAGCCAGGCUGGCCUCCUGGCAACCCAGCAGCCAGGGGGAGGAGUGCCUUGCAGCCUGACCCUCCAGACUGCCGUGGCACAAAGGCAGCCUCUGCUGCAGCCACGUCCCACCUUCGCGCUCCCAGUGAUGAGGUCCAAGAAGCUGCAAAAGAUAGUGCCUGCUCAAAAGGCGGAAACUGUCUCCUUGGUCUUGAAAGAUGCCUUCAUUGCCCCAGGCCGAGAAUGUCAGGCCUCGCCAUGCCCUUCGGACCUCAGUGCCAGCCCUCAGUCCCCACAGAACAGCUGCUCAGGGAAAACUGCAACUGAUCCUCAGAUGACUGCUUUUAAGAGUCGCAGGAUGAAGCAUAUUUCAGCAGAACAGAAGCGAAGGUUCAAUAUCAAGAUUGGCUUUAGCACCCUGAACAGCUUGGUGUCAGCAAACUCUAAAUCGAUCAGCCAUGCCCUCACACUCCAGAAGACAGUGGAAUAUAUCGCGAAGCUUCAACAGGAGAGAUCCCAGAUGCAAGAAGAAGCCAAGCGCCUUCGGGAAGAGAUUGAGGAUCUGAAUGCUGCCAUCAUUUCUUGUCAGCAGCAGCUCCCUGCUACGGGUGUUCCCAUCACACGGCACAGGUUUGAUCAGAUGCGGAGCAUGUUUGAGGAAUACAUCAGGAGCAGGACCCUGCAGAAUUGGAAGUUCUGGAUUUUCAGCAUCAUAAUUAACCCAUUGUUUGAAACAUUCAACGGAAUGGUGUCUACAACCAGCUUAGAAGAGUUGAACCAGACAGCGUUGGCAUGGGUAGACCAGCACUGCUCCCUGCCUGUCCUGAGGCCAAUGGUUUUGAACACUCUUCGCCACUUGAGCAUAACCACCUCCAUUCUCUCUGACCCGUCUCGCUUGCCAGAACAAGCUACCGAGGCAAUGCGCAAGCUCAACAAAACAGAAACCUAACCAAAGGCAACACCGUGACCUCAAGCCGCGACAGACGCUCAAGCCUUACCGGGGCCCAGAGAGACUUCCUUGUGGUUGAUUCAGCUUCCAGAACAUGGGGGGGGGGGCCUUGGCACUCGGCUGAGAAAGAUGUGUGGCGGUGGGGGGAGCCAAGGGGGGGGGGACAAUUGUUAAAUGCUGUGCUUGGGUUUGGUCAAACGGGAAAGCCAACUCAGGUAAAUACGCAGAGCGAGAUAUCUGCACCCAGCAAUAGAAGCACUCCUUCAAUGCAACAUACUGAAAAUAUAUGCAGUGCUGAUGUUUUUCUGCAACUUGACCUCAGGCAUCAUGGCUCGGAGAUGGGGACAGAGGGGGCAGAGGCACCACGAAGAGCCGUGUGUUAAAAGGGAAAUGCAUUUCCAUCUUUGUGAAAUAUAACUUGCUUUUAUAUUUUGUUACUGGA